AUGGUUCAACGAGUAUUAGCUGCACAAACUAUUUCACAUGCUCGUGGUGGAACUUUAUUAGCUGGUUAUUUAAAAAUUUUGCCAUUAUUUAUGAUAAUUAUACCUGGUAUGAUAAGUCGAACAUUAUAUCCCAAUACAGUUGCAUGUAAUCAACCAUCGGUCUGUGAAUCAAUAUGUCAUAGCAAACGAAGUUGUACUAAUAUAGCUUAUCCCACGUUAAUAUUAAAAAUUUUACCAAAUGGUUUUAAGGGUGUUAUGCUUGCUGUUAUGCUUGCUGCAUUAAUAUCAGGUUUAACAUCAAUAUUCAAUUCAGCAAGUACAAUAUUUACUGUUGAUAUUUAUCCCAAUCUAUUAUUUUAUCGUCGAAAAAAAAUCAAAAAUCGAGAGUCAAUGAUUGUUGGUCGUCUAUUUGUUAUUGUUAUGACAUUAUUUGGUAUUGCUUGGAUACCAAUUGUUAUACAAAUGCAAGGUUCAGAAUUAUAUAUUUACAUGCAACAAGUUAUAGGAUUUUUAGCACCACCAAUAGCAUGUAUUUAUUUAUUAUCAGUUUUAUGGACGCGUGCAAAUGAACGUGGUGCAUUUGCUGGAUUAAUGAUAGGUUUUAUAUUUGGUUUAUUAAGAAUGAUACUUGAAUUUUCUCAACAACCACCAUUAUGUGGAGAAAAAGAUACAAGAUUUUGGUUAAUUAGAAAAGUUCAUUUUAUGUAUUAUGCUUUAUUUUUAUUUUGGUUAACUUUUCUCACUUGUGUUAUCGUAUCAUUAUGUACAGAACCACCGACAAAACAACAAUUAUAUCGAACAACAUUUUGGACAAGAAAUCAAAAAUCAGAUACGGAAUUAAUCAAAAUGAAACAACAAAUUAAUAGUGGAGCUUCAUUUGUUAGGUAA
Messenger RNA from Rotaria sp. Silwood2, 888 nucleotides. The record is from the annotation of a GenBank genome assembly. Lineage: Eukaryota; Metazoa; Rotifera; Eurotatoria; Philodinida; Philodinidae.